Molecule: messenger RNA, 2907 nt
Organism: Daphnia pulicaria
Lineage: Eukaryota; Metazoa; Arthropoda; Branchiopoda; Diplostraca; Daphniidae
Product: ammonium transporter 2-like
Exons: 7
Coding region: 393-1979 (528 amino acids)
Biological process (GO): ammonium homeostasis; ammonium transmembrane transport
Cellular component (GO): membrane
Molecular function (GO): ammonium channel activity
Source: RefSeq, a predicted model, not a curated record
UGUCAAUCAGAACAAAGUGAACUUUCGUUGGGAAAUGGUCGACUGAGUAUAGGCAAUUUUCAGUAAAGAUUUCUUGUUUUUUUUCGGAAAGUAGUGUUGCCCACCAAUCCAUUUGAUUGUUCAUGUAUCACCAGCUGAUUCUCCAUUUAAUUCGAGAGCGCGUUAUGCUCAAGCAUCCGUCUUUCCGACCCAAUUCAACUCGCCGUCGCGGCUGCAGCCGCGCCCUAUCGCCGUAGAUAAUAUCCAUUUCCCUCGAUAUUUUUAUUUUGUUCUUGUGUUUUAAUUAUAAAUCGAAUUUUGACGGCUGAUAAUUUUGACGGCACCGCCCAGUCGUUUGACAACUUGAAUUAUUUUAUUGACGAGCCUUUGACUCGAUUUCCUAAUUCGACGCCAUGGAAGCUGCCGUUCUCAAUAACGACACUGCUUUGCUGAUGUUGCUGGAAGCCAAAUUGGCCAUCACUCAGAGCAAUCUCAACGACUUUUUCAUCACCGUCUCGGCCAUCUUGGUUUUCGCCAUGCAAGCCGGGUUUUCGCUGAUGGAAACCGGAUUGGUUCGUUCCAAGAAUGCCACCAACAUCUUGAUGAAGAGUACUUUAGAUGCAUUUAUCGGUGCCACCGUUUAUUGGCUGGUUGGCUAUGCAUUCGCGUUUGGUGAUGGUAACGAGUUCAUUGGCUGGACAGGCUUUGCUUUGCAGGGAGUUUCACCGAGCAAGCUUUCGUUUUGGUUUUAUCAAACUAUUUUCGCCAACACUGCUUCCACUAUCGUGAGUGGUGCAACAGCUGAAAGAAUCAACUUGCCUGCAUUCUUCAUUUACGCCUUUCUACUGACCGGAUUCUUUUAUCCGGUUGCCAGUCGCUGGGUCUGGCAUCCAUCCGGAUGGCUCAAAAUCCGAGGUUUUAUCGAUUUCGGCGGCAGCGGUUGCGUUCACAUGCUCGGUGGCGUUUGCGCUUUGGUGGCAUGCGUUAUGGUGGGUCCGCGAACUGGACGUUACGAGAAUAAAACGAUGAAAAAAUUCGCUUUUCGUGGCCAUUCAAACACUUUGACGGGCGUCGGAGCUUUCCUCCUCAUGAUGGGCAUCCUGGGCUACAACAUGUCGGCGCAGCUGGACUUGACGCAUCAUGGGGACGGAGUGACGGUGGCUCUAUCGGCCGUCAACACCAUCCUGGCCGGUAGUGCUGGAUCGAUUGUGGCCACCAUUUUGGGCCGGGCUACUCCGACCGGCAGCUACCGUUGGAGUUACAACACGAUGUUGAAUGGUGCCAUCGCCGGAAUGGUUUCAUCCUGCGCUGCCUGCAACGCUAUGCCUUACUGGGGCGCUUAUCUGACUGGAGCCGGCGCAGGAUUUCUCUUCUUUGUUCUCCGAGCUUUAAUCAAUCAUCUGCAUGUUGAUGACCCACUUGACGCCUUUGCGGUUCACUUUGGCGGUGGCUUUUUCGGCAUGUUAUCUGCUCCAAUCCUUGUCAACAGCGGAGUCAUUUUGACUGGAGAUGAAAGCUCUGCCGAGGUUUUGGGCUGGCAAUUAAUUGGCAUUCUGGUGCUGGUCGCUUGGGGUGUUGGAUUUUGCUUGGUGCUGUUCGGAUCGCUCAAGUAUUUCAAGAUCCUUCGCGUCGACUCUACCGUCGAGGUCCAGGGCAUGGAUUCGAUGAAGCACGGCGAGCCAGCCUAUCCGGCGGAAUCGUGGGAGGAGCAGCAGUACUGGGAUCACCAGGUGCACCGCUUGAUUCACUUGAUGAGGUCCACUUCGAUUGAAAGCCUCUGCGGCGAUCAGAAGAAGAAUUCCAUCGCCACUGUCGAUUUGGGCGUGAACAACAACUUCCGUUUGACGGGCAUGCCGCCUCAAAUGAAUUUCGCUCACCUGGUGCUGACGGAUCACUUUCAAAAGUGCGUUUUCCCGCUGGAUAGUCAGCGCACCUGUGAGAGAUUUCGAGCUCAGACUGUCAUUGGUGUUAAGGUUCUUAAUGCUGAGCCGGCCCCUUAAGCGACUCACCUUAAGGUUUGUGUCUUCCGUGGUGUUUUUCCUUCCUUUUGAUCCGCCAGCUUCCGAUCGCUGGGAUUCGUUCAGAGCCUCAAUUUCUGAAUCGUCUGAGUUUUUGGAGUCGCUUGUGAUUCGACGACGUGAUUUCGAUUUAGAUUUUCCAUCCGAUGAGCUUGAACGCUUCUGCUUCUUCUUCUUCUUUUCUUUUUCGGUUUCUGAAGAUGUCCUAUCUGAGUUUGAUGAAGUGCUCAGCCAAUUCUUAUUCGUUUCUUAUUUGACUUCCUUGCCUUUCUGUGAUUUCUUCGAGUCACAUUCGGCACCUGAAUCGGAGGAUGAUAACCAUUUGAGAGAUUUCGAGCUCAGACUUGUCACUGGUGUUCUCAAUGCUGAGCCGGCAGUGGGGGAUGGUGUAUUACGAUCGAGUUGAACUGUGAUUGCGGAAAACUCAAAAUCGGAAUCUAUUGUCGGGGGAUGGUGUAUUACGAUCGAGUUGAACUGUGAUUGCGGAAAACUCAAAAUCGGAAUCAUUGUCAGAUUUGGUGUUAGCGCAACGCCCAAUCUCGGGUGAAUGCGAAUUUAACUCAUUCUUAUUCUUUUCUUUAUUGGCUUCCUUGCCUUUCUGUGAUUUCUUCGAGUCAGAUUCGGCAUCUGAAUGGGAGGAUGGAAGAACAUUCCAAGAAGGUAAAAGAAAAAAAGAUUUCAGGUGCACAAAUAUUUUUGAAAUGUUGUAUUCGAAUUGACUUGUAUGAAAGUGAAUGUUUUAUAACUCUUGGAAUAUUUUUGGACUCGAAACUUUUGAAAGCGAUUAUUUUACGAACAAAUUCCUAAUGUAAAUAGAAAUGGAAGUUAUUUUAUAUUUUUAAAAUACACAUAAAAUGAGCGACGGCAACCUUGUGUUGCGACUGUCAGUAUUUUUGAACGAAACGAAAAA